AUGGCAAAUCUUAUCAAACUUCAAUAUGUUGCCCUUCGAUUGGAUGGAGAAAAUUAUUCUGAAUGGGCAUUGGACACAGUUCUCCAUCUGCAAUCAAUGAACCUUGGAGAAACAUUAAAUGAAGGAAAUAAUACAUCCCAGCAGGAUAAAUCUAAAACUACUAUUUUCCUUCGUCAUCAUAUCCACGAAGGGCUACGAGCAGAAUACGUGGAUAUUAUGGAUCCACUGGAAUUAUGGAGAAAUCUGAAAGAAAGAUUUGAUCAUCAUAAAUCAAUUACAUUACCAAUGGCCCAAUAUGAAUGGACUCAUUUACGCUUACAAGAUUUUAAAUCUGUAAGUGAAUAUAACUCUAACAUGUUCAGAAUUGUCUCCCGAAUGAGACUAUGUGGAGAAAAAAUAACUGAAGAAAAUAUGUUAGAAAAAACUUUCUCCACAUUCCAUCCCUCAAAUAUGCUCCUGCAGCAGCAAUAUAGGGAAAGAAAUUUUAAAAAAUAUUCUGAACUGAUAUCCUGUUUAUUGGUGGCUGAGCAAAGUAAUGAAUUAUUAUUAAGAAAUCAUCAGACUCGCCCCACUGGUACUGCACCGUUCCCUGAAGUGAACGCAACUACUAGUAGUAGUUAUCGUGGGCGCAGACGAGGUCCUGGACGAAAUAAGUUUCGAUCCAGAGGUGGUCAUAAUAGAAAAUCUUUCCACCUUCAAAGGACUAGAGAUGAAGCAAAACAGGAUAAAGGGAGAAUGAUACAGAGUAAACCACAGAAUCAUGAUAGUAAAUGUUAUAGAUGUGGUUCAAAAGGUCAUUGGUCACGUACCUGUCGUACGCCAAGACAUCUGGUAGAUUUAUACCAAGCAUCUAUUAAAAAUGCAGACCAGAAGAUCGAAACAAAUUGUGUUGAGAAUCCAGACCCUGUCGAUCUAGCAAACUUUGAUCUUUCAGAAUUUCUUCAAGACUAG
Mangifera indica (mango) is the source of this 951-nucleotide messenger RNA. RefSeq lists its product as uncharacterized. The record is from RefSeq and is a predicted model, not a curated record. The transcript has a single exon. Bases 1 to 951 code for a protein of 316 amino acids. NCBI's taxonomy places the organism in Eukaryota, Viridiplantae, Streptophyta, Magnoliopsida, Sapindales, Anacardiaceae. Gene Ontology annotation, molecular function: nucleic acid binding; zinc ion binding.